Messenger RNA from Phaedon cochleariae (mustard beetle), 5486 nucleotides. The record is from the annotation of a GenBank genome assembly. NCBI's taxonomy places the organism in Eukaryota, Metazoa, Arthropoda, Insecta, Coleoptera, Chrysomelidae.
UGCCACAUUUUCUUAAAAUCACGGACAUAGGUAACUUAGCCAUAUCCACUUUUAGACACUGCUAGAUGGGAACUUGAAAUUAUGAUGGAGGUUUCUUGAUUCAAAUGUGUUCAAAUUUACAUUUUCCGUUAUCCUAAUAGUUAAUUGAAUAAGAAAAUGGAAGAUAAAAAAACAAGGAAACCUUGUUUAUCAUGUAAAAUCACUUCUGUUUGUUGUUUAUGUGGGAUUGGAGCAUACUUGAUCCACACUGGAAGAAGUUCCAAUGCUAGAAUGUCCUUGUAUUUACUAGGAAUUAGUAGCAUUAGUCUUGGCAUAGGCGAAAUCUUUGAUAAAUCACCUUUCAGAAAAUAAGGUUCUGAAUGCAUUCGAACCUCCGCCCAACAUCCAUCGCAGCACCCUUGAAACCCUCGACAACCGAUCCCUCCAAAGUCCACCGCCUGUGCGGUUUCUUCAUUCUGAAGAAAGAGCGAAAAAGAGGUCUGAUUUAAAAAGAGACGCCCAGCUCAGCGCGUGCACCACAUCCAGGCUUACUAGAUUGGCCAAUUGACAUCAAUUUAAAUCGCUUAGCAACGUCUUCGCUCGUUCUAGCUCGCGCAUUCUUGCAGUCUCUCGUCGAUCUCCAAGGUGUCUAGAUGUAUAUGGUAAAUACGGUUGGUGCCUUAGUUCAGUGAGACUUUUCGCCAAAACGGCCUUGGCUUCGGAUCAGCUCUUGUGCCGCAGAAAAGCAGUUCCUUUUCCACAGGGUGCUGGAAAUUCCUCUGUAAAUGGAUAUUGGUAGUAGAAUAAUUAAGAUGCCAAGCGUGGAUUGUAGUUUUUUGAGAAACCAUAGGCAGCGGGAGACGACCGGCAUCAAGAAGUUGUACAACUCGUUCUUCGUGAUGUUCUAAGUCCCUGUGAGCCUUUCAUCCCUGUGGCGUAGAGUAGCGAAAAUAGAGAACUUAGACAUUAGUAUGGAUUACCAGCUGUACGAGCAUCCGGAGAUCCUUCUCAGCGACAAUUCGGACAAUUCGAAGGGCUCGUGGAACGUCGACCACCAAGGGGACAUCUUCGGUGGUUGGAAGAUCGACGAGGGGGUGUCUGGGGGCAAGGGGGGCAAGAAGAGACGGCUUUCCGGCUCGGAUGGGGGGAAUGGCGGCAAGCAGAUGUACAGGAUGGGGAAGGAUCCGCUGUCGGUGGAGGCGAAAGUUGAUAUGAAGAAAGAGAAUGUACAGAAUGGUAUUUGUUUUUUUCCAGGCUCUGGAAAACUACAUUCACAUUGGCAAGUCGAAGAUUACACUGAUCUGAAUACAGACAUCGAUAGCUCCCUCAGCCUGGGAGGGAGUGAUUUGGUCAACAACCCAUAUACUGUAAGCGACAACCUGCUGUCCAUCAACGGCCUGACCGUCUUCAAGCAGGAGGCGCCGUCGCCCACGGCGGAGACUACGGCGCUGAGCGGCGCGGGACCGCGGGACCGCCCCCAGCGCAGCCCGGCGGCCGCCCACCCGCAGGCCGGGGCGGCGGGGCAUGGCGCCGGCGCGGAAGAUACUUCGAGCCAGACCAUGUUCAGCAACACGAUCAGCCAGCUGCUGAGCCAGAGCGGGCUGGUCGGGCUGCAGAAUGUCAUCGACGGUAACAGCUUGUCGUCUCCCACCUCCCAAGACAGCUAUGUCGUCUCGUCGACGAGCUACCACCCGAUAGACGACACGAGGUUCCAAUACGUGUUGGCGGCGGCGACCAGCAUCGCCACGAAGAGGAACGAGGACACCCUCACGUACCUCAACCAGGGCCAGAGCUACGAGAUCAAGCUGAAGAAGCUCGGCGAUUUGUCCUUUUACAGAGGGAAGUUGCUGAAAUCGGUGAUCCGCAUCUGCUUCCACGAGCGCCGCCUCCAGUACACCGAAAAAGAGCAGAUGCUGUCCUGGCAAAAGGCGCGUCCCGGCGACCGCAUCCUCGAGGCUGACGUACCGCUCUCCUACGGCGCCUACGACGUCAUCCAGCCCGCCGCGGCGCUCAACGUCGUCAGCUUCAGCUGGGAUCCCACCAAGGAGGUGGGCGUCUACAUCAAGGUGAACUGCAUCAGCACCGAAUUCACGCCGAAGAAGCAUGGGGGAGAGAAAGGCGUUCCGUUCAGGGUACAGGUGGAAACUUACCCCCAACAUGCGGAGUUCGGCGGUAGUCCCAAAUUACUCCAUGCGGCCGCUUGUCAAAUAAAGGUAUUCAAGCUGAAGGGAGCUGAAAGGAAACACAAACAAGAUAGGGAGAAAGUAUUGCGGAGGCCACAGACUGAACAGGAAAAAUUCCAGGCUAGCUGUGACUGUACUGUUUUGAAUGAUUUGCCAGGUGAUGCCCUAUCGUCGGCUUCACCAUCUCCCACCCCUGUUCACAUAGAGAAUAAUGUCGAAAGUAACCAUCAAAUACAAAAUAUACUGGUGCCAAGAAACGAAAAUGUGGAAGUUCCUAACAGUGUUUCACCUCGAAAUCCAAUUCCAUUGCCUCAGGAAAAGCCAGAAGUAGCAACUCAACUUGAUAUAACGAGUACUCAGCUAAACGAGCACUUUUCGCCAGAGGAAACCACCCACUGGUUGACUGCGAACAGAUUCGACAAGUACGUCGAAACAUUCGAACGGUUCUCCGGAGACGACAUGCUGAGAAUGUCCAAGGAGGAUCUGAUCCAAAUCUGCGGCGACGCGGACGGUAUACGACUGCACAACGCGAUCCAUCUGAAGACCAUCGCCCCGAAACUAAAGAUCUACGUGCGCCCCGACGACCCCGCCGCCGUCUUCACCGCCAUCUUCCUCUCAUCCCACAGCCGCCUCGAACUGACGCGCAAACUCGCCGCCGUAGCAGGCGUACCACAAACGCGCGUGCGCGACGUCCACGUCGAAGGACCGCACGGCGUUCGCGUCCACCUCAGCGACGACCUGUUGCGCCACGUGCGCCACGAGGCCAUGUUCCAGCUGCAGCGCGAGGAGGAGGAGAAGGGAGAUGAGGGGAUGGGAGGGUGCGUGUUGCUGUUGAAACGGUUCAAGUGAGGGGGCGCGCAUGCGUGGCGACCUCUUGCGCCAAAGGUGGCUUGAGGUAGUGUUCGCGUUGCAAUCGGUGGGGGAUAUACGGGGUGAUCUACGGUGGAUGGCUUAUUUGAAGUAUGUGGAGAACGAAAAGAGAGAACAUUCUGGAAAUUGGGAUGCUUAUUGAAUAUUUUCAUCGAUACAGUGUUGCCACUUCUAUCAGAAACAACUAGCAACUUUGUUAUAUCAAAUGGAACACCCUGUAUUUCACUGUAUUUUCUGAUUCUUCCCGAGAAGCUGAUUUCAUCAAUGCAUCACACUUGGGGUCUAGCAGGAAUGAUUACAGAUAUACAGGGUGGGCCACCAGUAACGCCUCGUUCUCUAGAAGGCUAACCACUUAUCUUCUUGGAAUUCUUCCUCUCUAGGAAGUUGCAUGUCAACAUAGGCCACCAUUUGAAAUUAUUUUGAAACAUACAGGAUGUCGCCAAAAAUCACAAAACACUGAAGUUGAACUUUUUUCAAUCGAACGCCCUAUAUAUUAUUUCAUUUUGAGAUUCUCCCUGGUGAGCUGAUUUCAACAAUCUAUCAUACUUGGGGUCUAGCAGUUAUAAUUACUGAGAUAUAGGGUGUGAGAAAUCGAGAUUUUCCAAGUUCAAGAAUUUUUUGUGUCUAAACCAUUCAUAAUUGGUCGAAACGGCUCACAUGUCCCUAUCUCAACUUUUGAUCAACUAUCUACUGACAUUUAAUUGAAACAAAUACAGGGUGGUGCAGAAUUCAGAAUCUUGAUCACUCGGUAUAUGUCCCAAUUAAAUAUCAGUAGAUAGUUAAUCAAAAGUUGAGAUAGAGACAUGUAAACCGUUUUGACCAAUUAUGAAUAGUUUCGACACAAAAAAUUCUUGAACUUGAACACCCUAUAUUUCAGUAAUUAUAACUGCUAGACCCCAAGUAUGAUGGGUCGUUGAAAUCAGCUCAUCAGGGAGAAUCUCAAAAUGAAAUAAUAUAUAGGGUGUUCGAUAGAAAAAAGUUUAACUUCAGUGUUUUAUGGUUUUUGGGGACACCCUGUAUGUUUCGAAAUAAUUUUAAAUGGUAGCCUAUGUUGACAUGCAACUUCCUAGAGAGGAAGAAUUCCAAGAAGAUAAGUGGUUAGCCUUCUAGAGACCGAGGCGUUACUGGUGGCCCACCCUGCAUAGGGUGUUCAAGAUUUUUCAAUUUUAGGAUUUUCUGUGUCGAAACUUCAUUAUUGAUCGAAACGGCUUGAUAAGCCAAAGGUCUCCUUUUUUUGCGAAGUAAUGAAUGAAGUACUGUGGAAGCAUUUACUGUAGGGGCCGUUAGUGAUUCGCUAUUUCAAUUGUUUGUUUUUUUUUCAGGGUUUUCUGAAUUGCUUUUGCAUGGAUUAUUUGUAGCGCUCUGUCUAUUUUGCAUCCUGUCCCUAGAUGAACCAAUUCAGGUAGUAUUGAAUUGGUGUGGUUCAAAUGAACUGGUGCUAAAGGGUUGCCAAUUUGCGCGUUGUUACGCAAAUCAUAGGUGUGGGAAAUUAGAAUUCGGUGCGAGUUAUUGCAGCCAUUUCAUUUUCUCGUAUGCUCUAUUAGACAGAGCAGUCAUUGUUUGUGCUUUGACAUUUCAAGGGUUAUGAAAUUCAUUAUAAAAUAAUAAUACAAUGAGUCAUUGUGUUUUCAGAUAAGACAGUAAAAUAGGAACAAUUUUGUGUUGAAAAAAAAAAACUAUUUUUUUAUCAUUCUUGCGUGGGAUAUUUUUCAUGAGAAAUCUGUCUUGAUAUUGAUAUUUUGAAGAUGUUCGAGAGUGAAUCAAUGAAGACCAUUUGGCAACCGUGCGGGGUGAUGCUCUAACCGCUUCAUGAGAGUUGAACCCAGCCGGUUCAACUCAGAAGUUUUCCGUAGGACACUGUUCAAUUUCUAUUAUUAUUAUUAUUGGUAUUAUUACUACAUUAUCAUUAGGUCGCUUACUAGUAUGUAGUGUUAGUUGGACUGAUAUAAACUAUUAUUUAGACCGCUAGAUGUCCCAUAUCCCAGCAACCCGGAAACUUCGUUCAUAUUACUCGCCUGAAAACGUUCCUACUCAAAGCUUUGGAACUUUCAAACUAUUGUACAUGACAGCGAGUCAUGUUUCUUGCUGUUCGGAAACCUAAUUGAGAGUGAAUUAGAUAUGUGACUGAUAUGAUGCACAUGAUUCAUAUGUAGGAAUCUAUUAUACAAAUCAUUUUCAGUCGAUUGCACCCCUGUGAUGCUAAAGGUUUACGUGACAAAAAUUUCGUUAGGACGGUGAGAAUAAACACUUGUUUUCUUUCUGUUACCACAUCCAGUUAGGUGUAUGUCAACGAACGAGGAUAUUUUUCGAUAACAUUUGUUAUUAUUGCCAAUACAGUGUGUCCCACUUACCAUGCUCACCAUGGGUAUCUUUUUAACGGUGAGAGAUACGAGGUCGGUUAAAUGACACCAAAUGUGGAGUUUGUCAAGGCCAACUAUAAUUUGAAAAAAUAUU